Trichechus manatus latirostris (Florida manatee) is the source of this 2652-nucleotide messenger RNA. RefSeq names its product growth arrest specific 2 like 2 (gene GAS2L2). Gene Ontology annotation, cellular component: cytoplasm; stress fiber; actin filament. NCBI's taxonomy places the organism in Eukaryota, Metazoa, Chordata, Mammalia, Sirenia, Trichechidae. Gene Ontology annotation, molecular function: microtubule binding; cytoskeletal adaptor activity; actin filament binding. Bases 1 to 2652 code for a protein of 883 amino acids. The transcript has 6 exons. The record is from RefSeq and is a predicted model, not a curated record. Gene Ontology annotation, biological process: protein localization to microtubule plus-end; actin crosslink formation; microtubule bundle formation.
AUGUUCCAGCCCAGGGGGCUCGGGAGGAGGCCUAGGGCCCUGGGGCCUCUUCUGCACAGCAUCCGGCCCUUUAAGUCCAGUGAGCAGUACCUGGAGGCCAUGAAGGAGGACCUGGCUGAGUGGCUGCGCGAUCUCUAUGGACUGGACAUAGACGGGGCCAACUUCUUGCAGGUGCUGGAGACAGGCCUGGUGCUGUGCCAGCAUGCCAACACUAUCACUGAAGCCGCCCUGGCCUUCCUGGCUGAGGCACCUGCCCAAGCCCAAAGGAUUCCCAUGCCCCGGACUGGAGUUUCCUGCAAUGGGGCCGCCCAGCCGGGCACCUUCCAGGCACGGGACAAUGUCUCCAACUUCAUCCAGUGGUGUCGCAAGGAGAUGGGCAUCCAAGAGGUGCUGAUGUUCGAAACUGAGGAUUUGGUGCUGCGCAAGAACGUGAAGAACGUGGUACUGUGCUUGCUGGAGCUGGGCCGCCGGGCCUGGCGCUUUGGCGUCGCGGCGCCUACCUUGGUGCAGCUGGAGGAGGAGAUCGACGAGGAGCUGAGGCGGGAGCUGGCGCUACCCCCGCCCGCCCCGCCGCCGCCGCCCGCGCCGCCCGCCCGCCGGGCCUGCCACUUCCGCGACUUGGACCAGAUGGUGCAGAGUCUCCUGAGCCACUGCACAUGCCCAGUUCAGUUCUCCAUGGUCAAGGUGUCUGAGGGGAAGUACCGUGUGGGGGACUCUAACACCCUCAUCUUCAUCCGGAUCCUCCGGAACCACGUGAUGGUGCGUGUGGGUGGUGGCUGGGACACGCUCGGCCACUACCUGGACAAACAUGACCCCUGCCGAUGCACGUCCCUCUCACACAAGACAGGCAGCUUCCUGAAGCCCCCAGCCCCACCAGUGCAGCAUGAAGUGAUGGUGCAGGACGGGCCCUCGCAGCCCCAGCCCACGAUGACCAUCAGCCGCUCCCAGAGCCCGCUGCCCCCUGUGGACUGGAAGACAUAUACCUCUUCAGGCCGAAAGCUGAGGCCCCCUACCUCCUCCUCCCCCAGCCCCCGCAGUGAACGGGGAGCAGGGAUAGGGGUCCUCAGAGAGAUGGCACCACCCCUGAGGUGCCAGGAGAGGUCGCUCACCCCAUCUCAGAGGCAGCUGCCAGCUGGGGACAGCCUACCCAGCCCUCAAUCCUCAUCCGCCCAUAGGGGCCGAGACCCACAGUGCACGUCCUCAGGGAAGAGGGAGGACAGACAUCCCUCUGAACUCCUCAGGGGAAGGACCCCCACCUCUUGGGUCCAUGAGGAGACAGACAGCCGGGAAACUCAUGGCAGGGCCCCCACCCCCCAGAGACUCCGAGCCCCUGAGGUGACCACCAAAGGGACACCAGCAAGAGGACCACCUCCCCUGCCUCGUUCCUCCAGCCCAGUCAAGAACCUGAGCCUCAGGCAGCCACCUCGGGAUGAGGUCGAGGGUGCUUCCCUCCAGCUCACGGAGUCAGCAACUGUUCAUUCUCCAUCCCCUGUUAAAGGACCCAUCAAGAUCCCCAUCCAGCUGCCCCCUGCCCAUCCCCCUACUCCAGGAAGAAGCGUUCCAGGUACUGCAAGUGGAACUCCCAUGACAGAGCUGGAGAGAGGCCCCAUCCCACUAAGGGCCAUGGUUGGAGACAGACACCCAGCUGUGUCCAGACAAGGGGACUGCUUUGCGGAGAGAGGGGAGGGAGACCAGAAGCCGGACAUCCAGGCUAUAGCAAAGGCCAGAGAACCACGGGGAACGGCCCCUCUGGAGCAGGAGGGGAGGUACACACCUCUGCCCCUGGGCAGCACUAAGGAGCAUGCCAUCUACCAUAGCCUUGAGGAGGAGAUAUUGGCCAACAUGAAGCUGUUGGAGGCAGGGGGUGCCCGUCCCCCAGGCACAAGGUCUGGGGCCAUCCCUCGCAGUGGAGUCUAUGUCCCCAGCCUCGGUGGGCGCUGGCCAGAGCCUGGGGGUCCUUAUGACAAAGUCAUUCAAGAACUGGCUCAGGGCCCCCCACCCCUCCUUAAAGUAGAUCUGGGAGCCUGGGGGGCAGCCCCUACAGGGUCCUGUAAGCCAGCUGUUACCCAAGACCCAGGAAGCCCAAAAGAGAAGCUAGGAGUCACAGAGGAUGGGCCAAGGACUACAGCAGCCCUGAGUGCCAAGGGCACCAGGCUGAGGAAGGUGCCACCUCAAGGAGGGCAGGACUGCUCAGCCCCUACUGUAUCUGCCAGCCCGGAGGUCCCCAUAUCUUUGUCCUUGGACCCCAAUUCUGACAAAGCCAAGGCAUUUCCAAACAAAGGCAAGAGAACACUCCGGAAGCCCCAGAGGGUCCCGUCCAUCUACAAGCUGAAGCUGAGGCCCAGAAUCCGGCCCCGGAGGGACCACAGGCCUGAGAAGCAGCCGUCACGCAUCCCCAAGCCGCUAGCUUACCUCCACCUGGGUCCAGCAAGGGCACCCCCCAGGUGCAGGCUGUCGAGGGCAGCACUAGGCAUCAAGGGAGAAGAGGCACCCCCAGUGGAUGGGGCCUUUGAGGGGGAAAAGGAGGAGGAAGGAAAGGAGAAGAAAGAGUCAGCCACCACACUGGAGAGCGGCCUUCCACCUCCUGAGGACCUAAGGCCUCAGCAGCUUGACCAAACUCUGCGCCCACCUGAGGAGGAGUCCUGGGUCUAA